This is a messenger RNA of Manis pentadactyla (Chinese pangolin), 1809 nucleotides long. RefSeq names its product olfactory receptor 1F1. The transcript has a single exon. Lineage: Eukaryota; Metazoa; Chordata; Mammalia; Pholidota; Manidae. Gene Ontology annotation, cellular component: membrane. Gene Ontology annotation, biological process: G protein-coupled receptor signaling pathway. The coding region runs from base 666 to 1604 and encodes 312 amino acids. Gene Ontology annotation, molecular function: G protein-coupled receptor activity; olfactory receptor activity. The record is from RefSeq and is a predicted model, not a curated record.
GUCAAUGCCGCUCUGUGACUGCCCUGAACAUCUUUCCUACACAGAGAACCCCUGCUCCUCACUCACUCAGUACCUGCCGACGCUCCUCAGAUACUGCAGUUUCUACAGUGAAGACAAGCGUUGAUGAGUUAUGCAGAGGUGACAGCGAUAGUGCCGACCUCCCCCAGGGUGGGGGAACAGCAGUGGAGACAUUAAUAUCUAUGAUGAUGUGAAAUUCUUUCAGGAACCUCUUCUGUGACAUCUUCCAGACACAGGAGGUUAAUGGUAGGCGUUUUGAAUCCAUUGCUUGAGAUGAACCCAGCAAUAAUCCACCAUAGCCCUUGUCUCUUUAUGAGCUGUGUACGAGCUGGGAGGGUGGGGGAGAGAACUGGACACUGUAGGCAGAGACACACACAGUCAUAGAGUCAAGCAGGGUAGAUACCUGUCUGUUUCUCAGGAAUGUGUGUUUUCCAGUACAAAAAAAGUCCGUGCAUCAAGUAGGAAAAACAUCAGAACUUAGCGCUGGAAAUUGAGAGUGCAGGUGGGGUGGGCAUAGCCCGUCUUAGCAACUCUUUGAACCGAUUGGCAAAUGUGCCCUGUCUGGAGCCUGACUUCUCACAUCUUAGCCAUCCUCACCUGGCUUUCCAACUUCACUGUCAUCUGUUCCUCGGGGUCCGGCCCCAACCAUGAGAGGGGCGAACCGGUCGGGCGUCUCCGAGUUCCUCCUCCUGGGGCUCUCCAGGCAGCCCCAGCAGCAGCAGCUGCUCUUCGUGCUCUUCCUGACCAUGUACCUGGCCACGGUCCUGGGAAACCUGCUCAUCCUCCUGGCCGUCGGCGCGGACUCCCGCCUGCACACCCCCAUGUACUUCUUCCUCAGCACCCUGUCCUUCGUGGACGUCUGCUUCUCUUCCACCACCGUCCCCAAGAUGCUGGCCAACCACAUACUCGGGAGUCAGAGCAUCUCCUUCUCCGCGUGCCUCACGCAGAUGUAUUUUGUUUUCAUGUUCGUGGACAUGGACAAUUUCCUCCUGGCUGUGAUGGCCUAUGACCGCUUUGUGGCCGUAUGCCGCCCCUUACACUACACAACGAAGAUGACCCCCCAGCGCUGUGCCCUGCUGGUCGCUGUGUCGUGGGUCAUUGCCAACCUGAAUGUCCUGUUGCACACCCUGCUGAUGGCUCGACUCUCGUUCUGUGCAGACAAUGCCAUCCCCCACUUCUUCUGUGAUGCGACUCCCCUCCUGACACUCUCCUGCUCUGACACACGCCUCAACGAGGUGAUGAUUCUGACUGAGGGGGCCCUGAUCAUGAUCACCCCAUUUGUUUGCAUCCUGACUUCGUAUAUCCACAUCGCCAGUGCCGUCCUGAGAGUCCCAUCCCCAAAGGGAAGACGGAAAGCCUUCUCCACCUGUGGCUCCCACCUGGCCGUGGUUUCCCUCUUUUACGGCACCAUCAUCGCGGUGUAUUUCAACCCUUUGUCCUCACACUCGUCUGUGAAGGAUGCUGCAGCUACUGUGAUGUACACGGUGGUGACCCCCAUGCUGAACCCCUUCAUCUCCAGCCUGAGGAACAGGGACUUGAAACGGUCCCUGCUAAAAAUGACUGGCAGGAACACACACUCUUCCUGAUGAGAGUACAAGGGGCUUAUCCUUCCCAGGCGUAUUCAUCUUUGCCAACUCAUUUACGUGUAGCAAUCUACUUGUUAAAGUAACUGCAAACAACUUACAAUAAAACUCUCAAUAGAUACUUAACAGUGGACUCGGACUUAAGUACAGCCAUGCUCCUUUAAACAGGUAAUUAUAUUUGCUUCUACAUACUGUAUUUCAAACUAUG